Messenger RNA from Saccharomyces eubayanus, 2328 nucleotides. It is a transcript of the gene MCM5, whose product is annotated as MCM DNA helicase complex subunit MCM5. NCBI's taxonomy places the organism in Eukaryota, Fungi, Ascomycota, Saccharomycetes, Saccharomycetales, Saccharomycetaceae. The record is from RefSeq and is a predicted model, not a curated record. Gene Ontology annotation, cellular component: MCM complex; nucleus. Gene Ontology annotation, biological process: DNA replication initiation; double-strand break repair via break-induced replication; DNA replication. Gene Ontology annotation, molecular function: ATP binding; single-stranded DNA binding; 3'-5' DNA helicase activity. The transcript has a single exon. The coding region runs from base 1 to 2328 and encodes 775 amino acids.
AUGUCAUUUGAUAGACCAGAAAUAUACAGUGCUCCCGUUUUACAGGGAGAAUCGCCUAACGACGAUGACAACACGGAAAUCAUUAAGUCCUUCAAGAAUUUCAUCUUGGAGUUCAGACUGGAUUCUCAGUUUAUUUACAGAGAUCAACUGAGAAAUAACAUCCUCGUCAAAAACUAUUCAUUGACCGUCAACAUGGAACAUUUGAUUGGGUACAAUGAAGACAUUUACAAGAAACUGUCUGAUGAACCUUCAGAUAUAAUUCCAUUGUUUGAAACUGCGAUCACACAAGUGGCCAAAAGGAUAAGUAUUCUAAACAAAGCGCAGUCCGGUAAUACGAAUAAUCAGGAUGGGGAGGGCACAAUUGCGGAUACAGACUCACUCCUGCUGAGCUCUUUACCAACAUUUCAAUUAGUUUUAAAUUCCAAUGCAAACCAAAUACCUUUGAGGGAUUUAGAUUCCGAACACGUCUCCAAGAUUGUCCGUCUUUCAGGAAUAAUAAUCUCGACUUCAGUUUUAUCUUCCCGUGCCACCUACCUUUCUAUAAUGUGUAGAAAUUGCAGACAUACAUCAUCCAUAACGAUCAACAAUUUCAAUUCUAUCACAGGGAAUACAGUCAGUUUACCUCGGUCAUGUUUGUCUACUGCUGAGAGCGAAUCCUCUAUGGCCAAUGAAUCAAAUAUUGGUGAUGAAUCAACAAGGAAAAAUUGUGGUCCUGAUCCUUAUAUUAUUAUCCACGAAUCUUCAAAAUUUAUUGAUCAGCAAUUUUUGAAGCUACAGGAGAUUCCAGAAUUGGUUCCAGUAGGUGAGAUGCCUAGAAACCUGACAAUGACUUGUGAUCGUUACCUAACCAACAAAGUUAUUCCCGGCACAAGGGUCACUAUAGUUGGUAUAUACUCUAUUUACAGUUCCAAGAAUGGUGCUGGAUCAGGGAGAAGCGGUGGUGGAAAUGGUGGAAGUGGUGUUGCUAUCAGAACUCCUUAUAUUAAAAUCCUAGGUAUUCAAUCAGAUGUGGAGACUUCCUCCAUUUGGAAUUCUAUAACCAUGUUUUCCGAAGAAGAAGAAGAAGAAUUCAUGCAACUGAGUAGAAACCCCAAGCUUUAUGAAAUUUUGACUAACUCCAUUGCACCCUCUAUCUUUGGUAAUGAAGAUAUCAAGAAAGCCAUCGUUUGCUUAUUGAUGGGAGGUUCCAAGAAAAUAUUGCCCGAUGGCAUGAGAUUAAGAGGUGAUAUUAAUGUUCUACUAUUAGGUGAUCCGGGGACUGCAAAGUCUCAAUUGCUAAAAUUUGUGGAAAAGGUUUCACCCAUUGCGGUCUACACGUCAGGUAAAGGUUCUUCUGCAGCGGGUUUAACUGCGAGUGUCCAAAGAGAUCCAAUGACAAGAGAAUUCUAUCUAGAAGGUGGUGCAAUGGUUCUUGCUGAUGGUGGUGUUGUUUGUAUUGAUGAAUUCGACAAAAUGAGAGAUGAAGACAGAGUUGCCAUUCAUGAAGCUAUGGAACAACAGACAAUCUCCAUUGCCAAGGCAGGUAUAACCACGGUGUUAAACUCCAGAACUAGUGUUCUAGCAGCAGCAAAUCCUAUUUAUGGUCGUUAUGAUGAUUUGAAGUCUCCUGGUGACAAUAUUGAUUUUCAGACCACUAUUUUAUCCCGUUUCGAUAUGAUUUUUAUUGUCAAGGAUGACCAUAAUGAAGAACGUGAUAUUUCUAUCGCCAAUCACGUUAUUAAUAUUCAUACCGGAAAUGCAAAUGCCAUCCAAAAUCAACAAGAGGAAAAUGGUAUGGAAAUUAGUAUCGAAAAAAUGAAACGUUAUAUCACGUAUUGUAGAUUGAAAUGUGCACCAAGACUUUCACCGCAGGCCGCUGAAAAACUAUCUUCGAAUUUUGUCACUAUUAGAAAGCAACUAUUGAUUAAUGAAUUAGAAUCCACCGAAAGAUCGUCUAUCCCUAUUACCAUUCGUCAAUUGGAAGCCAUUAUUAGAAUAACAGAAUCACUGGCUAAACUAGAACUAAGUCCAAUCGCACAGGAAAGACACGUCGAUGAAGCAAUUAGAUUAUUUCAGGCAUCUACAAUGGACGCUGCCUCUCAGGAUCCAAUCGGUGGUUUAAACCAAGCAAAUGGCACGUCAUUAUCAGAGAUCCGUCGUUUUGAACAAGAAUUGAAAAGAAGACUACCUAUUGGUUGGUCUACUUCUUACCAAACUUUAAGAAGAGAAUUUGUCGACACACAUAGAUUUUCUCAAUUAGCUUUGGAUAAAGCCUUGUAUGCGUUGGAGAAGCAUGAAACAAUUCAAUUAAGGCAUCAAGGUCAAAAUAUAUACAGAAGUGGAGUAUGA